Molecule: messenger RNA, 510 nt
Organism: Trichomonas vaginalis G3
Lineage: Eukaryota; Parabasalia; Trichomonadida; Trichomonadidae
Exons: 1
Coding region: 1-510 (169 amino acids)
Source: RefSeq, a predicted model, not a curated record
AUGAGUAUCUAUUUUACAGCCAAUCCACAAUAUUACAAAUUUAUUCGACUUUUAGAAAAUGAGGGUGAAGAAUAUAGACAAUUGCAUCACAGAUUUCAAGUUCUUGCCCAACAAACAAAAGAUGAAUUUAGACAAACACGAAACAUGAUAAAUGCAUCAAUGAACACAAUCAAACCUCCUGUAAGAGGUAUUAGGACUGCCGAUAUUCCAAGUGUUCUCAAAAGAAAACCUGAGAAAAGAGCUGCAACACAAACGGUACCUCUUCAUCCAAAAAUAGUUUUUGGGACUAUCACAAACACUAAGUUGCCAACUCCUGUUUAUCACGAUGCAAUUCCAGCCCAAACAAACGGAGCUCAGAGAAUUCUAAAUCCAAAGCGCUUAUUGAAGUAUAAAGAAAACAAUAGAGAACCUCCGCUUUUGAUAGGAAAAGGCGUUAAUUCUGUAAGUCAAGACAAUCCAAACAUGGCUUCGACUUCAUUAAGCUCAUAUAACUUUGAUAUAGUUGAUUGA